ACGUGGCAUGCUAUGCAACUCAGAAAUGAUAAGGCAACGCGCGGCCUUGGGCUUCCAACCAACAAUACUGUAUCUUGUUAGCUUAAUAUAUAUGUUUGUCUUUGCCGAGACCGCAUCUCUUCUUUACUUGGCCGAAUCUGUCUGCUUAUCGAAAUGGCGGCAGAAGCUGUGUUUCGAAGAAGCCCUACACCUACUCCAUGGAAAUAUCCUUCCUCAACAAAUAAAAGGUCGAAAACUAUUCAGUUUUUGCACUUCACCAUUCGUGCUUCUCAUUCCAUCGAUGACAAGAACAAGGCCUACAAGCAACUCGAAGAUUGAAGAUGUCAUUCUCCGAGCUGAGAUGUUGGCACCGACUGCUUUGGAACUUGAAGAGUCAAGGAGAAUAAAGCAAGAAGAGAUGGUACGCGAUUACGAUCUAUGGAAUGACCCGGCUAAAUCCAACGAAAUCCUUGUCAAGUUGGCUGAUAGUGUCAAAGUGGUUGACGCUCUCAAAGAUCUGAAGUACAAGGCUGAAGAAGCCAAGCUGAUUGCGCAAUUGGCUGAAAUAGAUGCAGUCAAUUACAGUCUCUUUGAGCAGGCAUAUGAUGCAUCUUUGGCUAUUAAUGAUUUGUUAGAUAAAUAUGAGGUAUCUAAGCUCCUUAGAGGUCCAUAUGAGAUGGAAGGGGCAUGUGUCAUUAUUAAAGCUGGCUCCGAAGGCAACAAAUCCGAGGAGUGGGCUGAACAACUUCUUGGCAUGUAUAUCAAGUGGGGGGGAAAGCAAGGGUAUAGGGGUAGAGUGGUUGAGAAGAACCUUUCUACGAAUGGUGGUGGUAUCAAGUCAGCAACUAUCGAGUUUGAAUUCGAUUAUGCUUAUGGUUUUCUUUCAGGAGAGAGAGGCAUCCAUUGCAUGAUAAGAAGUUCGCAAAACGGUUCCGUUCACAAUGAGGUUAGCUCAGUAGGUGUUGAUGUCGUCCCUCUAUUCCUUGGAACAACUCCUGACCUCCAAAUCGGUGAUGAUGAUUUGAUUCUUUCGUCCACUUUGUCGGCUGGAGAAAAACAUGGCCGAAGGGGAUAUACAGUCUGUGUUCAGCAUAUCCCUACUGCUUUAACUUUUCAAUCUUCAGGUGAGAGGAGCUACUUUGCUAAUCAAAUCAAAGCCCUCAAUAGGUUAAAGGCCAAACUUCUUGUGGUAACAAACGAGCAAGGAGUCUCCAGUGUAAGUAGCAUCAAGGGGGGCGCCUCUGUUGACAUCUGGCAAAAGGAGACCCGAAGGUACAUGUUUCACCCCGGCAAGUUAGUGCGAGAUGUAAAAACCGGCCUUGAAUUGCCCGACCUAAAUUCUGUUCUGGAUGGAAAUAUUGAACCCUUUAUUGCAGCUUACAUCAACACUAGACAAUCAAAUUUUACAUUCUAAACUCACAUCGCAUGCUUGUA
Messenger RNA from Hibiscus syriacus, 1413 nucleotides. RefSeq names its product peptide chain release factor PrfB3, chloroplastic-like. The record is from RefSeq and is a predicted model, not a curated record. The transcript is spliced from 6 exons. Gene Ontology annotation, biological process: translational termination. NCBI's taxonomy places the organism in Eukaryota, Viridiplantae, Streptophyta, Magnoliopsida, Malvales, Malvaceae. The coding region runs from base 8 to 1393 and encodes 461 amino acids.